AUUGAAUUUCUUAGCAUUAUUUAUCCAAUAGCUAAAGGGUCGAUAGCUCCAGUUGAGGGAUUCGGUAUCUAACAUGGCGGAUUCUUCAUCUUUCGAUCCACAGCGCCUUCUCUCUCACAAAUUCCCCGAGCCGGAUUUCAACUACACUGAGCGAGAUGCAGCCCUCUAUGCGCUGGGUAUCGGAGCAUGUGGACGGGACGCUACUGAUUCCGAUGAGCUUAAAUAUGUUUACGAUGAAAAGGGGCAGCAAUAUAUCCAAGUAUUGCCGACAUUUGCUGCUUUGUUUUCACUUGGGUCUCAGCCAAAUGGUUUCGAUCUGGCAGUGCCAGGUUUAGAAUUUGAUCCUCGUCUUCUGUUGCACGGACAACAAUACAUAGAAAUCUACAAGCCACUGCCUUCAAAAGCUAGCCUACGUAAUGAAAUAAGUCUUGCAGGAUUACAUGACAAAGGUAAAGCUGCUAUUCUUGAGCUUGAAACCAGAAGUUAUGAGAAAGAGUCUGGCGAACUACUAUGCAUGAACCGGACGACUUUCUAUCUUCGGGGUGCUGGUGGCUUCUCAAAUCCAUCAGAUCCAUAUUCUUAUUCAAACUAUUCAAGCAACCAGUCUUCAGUUGUGAGAAUCCCCGAGAGUCAACCUUUUGCAGUGUUGGAAGAUUGCACCCAACCUUCUCAGGCAUUGCUGUAUAGGUUAUCUGGUGACUACAAUAGUCUACAUGCAGAUCCUAUGGUGGCAAAAGUUGCAGGAUUCGAUAAGCCAAUUUUGCAUGGGUUGUGCAUUCUAGGGUAUGCAGUUAGGGCCAUCAUCAAAUCCAUAUGCAAAGGAGAUCCAACUAUGGUGAAAGGCAUAUUUGGUCGAUUCCUUUUACACGUGUACCCUGGCGAAACCUCGGUUACUGAGAUGUGGCUUGAAGGCUUGAGGGUCAUAUAUCAGACAAGUGUGAAAGAAAGAAACCGAGCGGUGCUGUCAGGUUAUGUUGACCUUCAUUGUCUGGCUCCAUCUCUGUAGAUUAGCUCAAUCCAUGAAAUAAGAAUCUCAGUUUCUUGGUAAUCGGUGAUUCAAUUUCCUUAGUAUUUGACAUUGGAGAUGCAAACAAAAAGAUAACAAUCAAUAAAAGUUUCGAUGAUAGGAAGCAUGGACAUAAGUAUCCAAAGCAUUUGAUGUAUCAGAUUGGAUGAGUAGCACUAGGAGAGAAGCCUUCUCCUGUACGUUUGUCUGCUCCGUUAAUUUAUCUAUAUGCUCACUAAUAAGCAAGGAUUGAGGAUUGGCAAUGGCAUGCAAUGUUAUGUAAAUCAAAAGGCAGGAACAUAUAUCAAGGAAUUUGUUCAUGGGGAUCUCGGGCGGACACACUCAAGGUACAGAACUAACCAUCCUUUAUGGUUAUGCUGUCCAUCGUAGCCACUCUUUAGAUGUUUGAAAAGCUUUGGUCAUCACUUCAUUAUUUUUGUCAAAAAACUGUUUUAGCCCGGACCAUAAAACAGUAAUCCUUAAAUGAAGGAUUGGGAUCCUU
Molecule: messenger RNA, 1508 nt
Organism: Rubroshorea leprosula
Lineage: Eukaryota; Viridiplantae; Streptophyta; Magnoliopsida; Malvales; Dipterocarpaceae
Source: the annotation of a GenBank genome assembly